AUGCCGGGGCUGACACUGGCGCACACGACGUACUACACGCGGGUGUAUGAAGACCUAGCGGAUCCACAGUCGGGGAAUGUGGGUGGAAGGGAAUGUGUCAAGUUCCUCAAAUGGACCGGCCUGUCGCAGGCGGUGCUCAAGGCAUGCUUUGCCCGAGCAGACCCAUCGAAUGUCGGCCAGCUGACCAAGACCCAGUUCUUUGCCUUUCUGCAUCUGAUUGCGGCAGCACAGGCCGGCAUCGAUUAUGAGACCGCGCUUUCGCCAUCUACUGCUUCCACCGUUCCGCUGCCAAGCAUCUCGCAGUAUCCGCGCGAGCUGGCAACCGCGCCGGCCGCGAGCGGCGGCUUAGGCCUCGCCUUUGAUGCCCGGUUCGGCACGCCGCCGCCGGCCUCACCGGCGCUUGCCCCUCCGGAACAGGAUAAGUACGCCGCCUUACGUGCGCUUCAGCCCGAACCCACGCCGCCGCCGGAUAUAACCCCGGCGGUUGCGCCUGUGGCAGCCACACCUGCCCCUGCCGGAGCCCCAGCAGGCGCGGGUGGGGAUGGAGGGGCGGCCACUGGCGUCAUCGAUCUGACGCAGAUGGACUUUGGACAGUUUGCGUCGCAAAUGAUGCCGGGGAUUCCGCUUGCGCCGCUGAACACCAGCGGCAGCGACAGCAACUCGCUCCCGACGUCCCCACCCGGAGCUGGGUCGCUCGGGCAGCCGUCGCAGGAGACCGCAGCCAUCAUUGCUGUCGAGACCAUCACUGAAGCUGAAGUCAAGCAGUACGAGGCCUUGUUUGCGACGGUUGAUACCCGCAAAACGGGGUAUGUCCAGCGGAAGCAGGUUCUGCCCAAGCUCGAAGCGUUUGGCGUCGAGCCGCAGGUUGCUAAUCGGGUCUGGUCGCUCUCGGACAUUGACAAGGAUACCAUGCUGAGCAAGAUGGAAUUUUGCCUGGCGCUCCACCUUCUCAACGCGUACAAGGUUCACAAGCGACUGCCUGACACGUCGCGCAUGCCGCAGCAGCUGAUCGAGGACUAUCAGGCGAUUGUGGGGGCGCGUGACGGUGGCAGCCGUGGCCCCCCGCAAGGCCGUGCAUCGGUGCCACCCCCGCUGCAAGUGAAUCCCCCGGCUGCUGCUGUGGCUCUGCCGCUCGGCUCACCGCAGCGGCAGCCUGUGGUGGCAUCGCCGGGCAACCCACAGGCACAGGUGAUGCGACCCGGGUCAUUCUCGUCGUCGCCUCUGGCUUCGCCGCAGCUAGCCUCGCCCGGGUUUGAGCUCGAUGACACGUCGGGUCUGCUGGAGCAGGUUGCCAACGCCGAGCGCAAGGUCAACAAGCUCGAGGCCAACCUCGCCCAGCUGCGGUCGGGCAACGCCGAGACAAGCGCCUCGCGAGCGCUGAUCCUGGAGAAGCUGGAAUUUGUGACGAGCAAGAUCGAGGUACUCGAGGAGCAGGAGCACGAGUAUGCAGUCAUGGUCAACGAGAAGAAGAAGCAGCUGGCUUCCGAGCGGACCGAACUCGAGGCGCUGCAGUCCAAGCUCGAGGCGGCGCAGGCGGCCAAGGUUGCGCGUCGGAGCGAGGUCGCGCAGCUAGCCAAGGAGCUCAACAACGUGCAGAUGGAAGCGGCAGCGGUCCAGGCCGAGAUCUCGCAGUUCACCAACGACGAUCUGCCCGAGCUUGUCUCGCUGCAGCGCGAGGUGGCGCGAGCCUCGGUUGUUCUCGAUGUGAACAAGGCGGUUCGUGACGCCAUGGCCGCCGCCAUUGCCGAGGCUAAGGCCGAGCUGCAGGCGAUUGUUCAGAACCACCGCAACGCGGCCACGAUCUCGCCGUCGGCUACCGUUGCUGAUGACGCCAGCUCGGGAGCUACUCCUUCGGCCUUCUCGCCGCUCGCCAGCUCUGGGCUCGGCAGCUCUGGCACCCACACCCCGCUGGCCGAGCCUCAUGUCACGGCGCUGGCGUCCAAGGCUGCACCUGUGGCGGCGCCGGCACCGGCUGAGCCAGCGCCCCAGGCGGAAGCCGUCGGCAACGACGAUGGCGGCGACGACUUUGACGACUUUGAAAAGGAGUUUGAGACGUUUGGCGACGAGUUUGAGUUUGCGACCACCGGAGACGCCGCCAAAGACACCAGCGCGACGACGGCAGCUAGCCAGCCUACUGCUGAACCGUUUGCUGCGAUGUUUGGCGGAGAUACGCCUGAUAGCCCGCUGGCACCUCCUGCUGCGAGUCAGCCGCGGACCAAGUCACCGUUUGACGCGCUGUUCGACGCGGCAGGCUCCGCGCCCGGCUCGCAACCCGGCUCGGAUCGCGCAGCGUCGGCCUCGCCGUUUGACGCCUUUUUCGCAGGCUCGGGCAACAAUAGCGAGUUUGGCGGCCAGGCCGGCUCUAAGGCCGGCUCCAAGGCCGGCUCCACAAGCCUCGACGAUGUGUUUGGCAUGGGCGUCGGUAGUACGACGCCGCCUGUCGUCUUUGGCAUGGGUAACUCUGGCAGCAGCGCGGCCAAGUCGCCAAUCGGUGCGGUGUCCAGUGAGCAGGAAAAGACGCCGACGCUGACGCCGACGCUGACGCCGACGCUGACGCCGACGGAGCCAGCGGCCGCGGAAGUGGCCCAGCCGGCGGUUGACGCAUACGGCGAUUGCUCGUCGACGUCGUCAGAUAUGGCGCCGGUGUCGUCGUCAGACGAUGGCGGUGGGCUCGGUGAGCUGGCCUUUUACCAGCGGGCGCAGCAGCCGCGGGUUGCGGCGCUGAGCCAGGAGGGUGGUAACAGCGAGAAAGCCAAUCCGUUUGCGACGUCGUCGUCGGACGACGAGGCAAGCGAUGACGGCGACGACAAGCUCGUGGGCGGCCCGCCGCGGCCGAAGCCCAGCACGCCGACAGGGAGCGCGCGCAAGCCGGUGGCAAGCGUGAUUGAGACGCCAUCGCCAGGCUUUGAAGCAGCGUUUGCAGCAGCCGGAUUUGGUACUCCCGCAACAGCGCAGCAGCCGUCGGGCGAAAGCUCGCCAGGCUUCGAGGCUGCGUUUGCGGCGGCCGGGUUUGACGAGUCGAGCGAGUCAGGCAAGUUUGGCAGCGGCCGUGGAGGCGGCGGCAGCAAUGAUGGCGGCGGGGGCGGCGGGGGCGGCGGCUUUGAGGCAGCGUUUGCGGCGGCAGGCUUUGGCACACCACCGGCGAUCGCUUCGACGUCGGGCACGGCGGCAGGCUUUGAGGCGGCGUUUGGUGAUGCCGGAUUUGGCUCGUUUGGCGAGAGCGGUCAGGCGUCGGGCGGUGACGGUGGUGACGCCUCGGGCUUUGAGGCGGCGUUUGGUGACGCCGGCUUUGACUCGUUGGGCGAGAGCGGUCAGGCGUCGCAAGGCGGUGGCGAGGCGGAGGAGGAAGCAGACUUUCCGACGUCAUUUGAUGCGCGUUUUGAGCCGGCCCUCGCUGCUAGUUUGGCCGGCAGCGAGGGCCAUACGCCUGAAGGCCCCACAAAGACUACGAUGCUUGAAUCCGAGCCGCUCCCGCCGUACUCGGAGGGCGGAACCGAACCUCGGAUUCGGGUGGUGCAGAUUCUCCCGGCGGUGGGAGGAUUCGGCAGCGACCCCGGCCGCGAGGCCAAGUUUGAAAAGCUGCUCUCCAAGCCGUUUAAGCGUUACCGCAAGUCGUCGGCAAUGCUCCAGCUUGUGCUGUCGGGCAUGCCGCCCCGGAUGCGCGGCAAGCUCUGGCUUCACAUUGUGGAGGCCGAGGAAAUGCGAGCCAAGUCGCCACCGGGUCUUUACUCGCAGCUCUUGGCGCAGAAUUGCUUCUUCCGCGAUGCGAUUACCCGCGAUGUCAACGCUCUACUCGCCACACAUCCACUGGGGUCGAGCCUUGGAGCUGGCGGAGCGGCAUCGCUGGUUGACGUCCUCUGCGCACUUGCAGUCCACGAUGGUGAGCUUGCGUAUGCACGUCCGCUUGCGUCGCUUGCGCUUGUCUUGCUCUCGCAGAUCGGUGACGACGAGCUCGGCUUCUUCUGCUUGCUCCGGUUCCUCGACUGGCGGUUCCGUGACAUGCUUGUGGGCUCGCAAACAAAGCUCAAGCAAGUGCUGCAUGCCUUUAACGAGCUCGUCAACUCGCGGCUGCCAGCGACAGCAAAGGCGUUUGCUUCGACCGGCAUCACUGACGCCGACUAUCUUGUUGAAUGGGCCACGACGCUGUUUGCGGACGUGCUCGAGCCGCGGCUUCUGGUUCGUGUGUGGGACAUCUUUUUUGUCCGCGGCUUCCGCACUUUUUACCGUGCUGCGCUUGCGCUGCUUGGGCUCUUCCAGGACGACGUUGUGGCGUGCACCGGAGACAAGGCGCGAUUGAUCCGCACGCUGCGCUCACUCGGGGCCGGCCUCGAUCCCGACGUCUUUGUCUCGAUGCUCAUGUCGAUGGAGCUCGAGGCCGAGGAGCUUCGGCAGCUGGAGAAGCAGCACCUCACGUUGGUCUCGUUGGCCGACAACGCCACGCUGUGAGGGGCUGGCAAGCGCUGUCGCGAGCCGGAUCACGGCCUGCAUGCCGAGACGACGUGGUCGAUGAGGAGGGUACCGGUGGCAGCGUAGACGGAAGCGAGGCAAUCGAGGCCGUUAAAUGUUUGCGAAGCAACAAAGGCAAAC
Molecule: messenger RNA, 4587 nt
Organism: Thecamonas trahens ATCC 50062
Lineage: Eukaryota; Apusomonadida; Apusomonadidae
Exons: 2
Coding region: 1-4446 (1481 amino acids)
Molecular function (GO): calcium ion binding; protein binding
Source: RefSeq, a predicted model, not a curated record